UGUGACAUGACUUGCAGGAAACUUACAUUUAUACAGCAACAUUUGCACAUUAAACAGGAACUUGAAGUUUCUUAAGAAACACAACCACAGGAUGAAAUCACUGUGAUCUUGUAGUACUCUAAGAGAUGAGACUUUAUGGAGUGAGAAUUAAUAAAAACCAGUCAUGAUAAUCUGUUUAUACAUUUCUCUCUUUAUCAUUCACUUCACUACAGGCUGUAAUCUUUCGAAUGAGCAGAAGAGAAUAGAAGUAACACAAUACACAGGUGGUUCAGUCCUGUUGGCCUGCUCCUGUGAUGACCCAAAGUCUACAGUUAACACAUUUACAUGGGACAUUUACAAUGGAAAACAAUGGAUGAAUGUAUUUGAACAUGAUACAUUCAAAGGCAGACUAAAGCUGUUUAUUGAAAAAUCUCCAGGAAAUCUGUCCCUUCUUAUUCCUGACCUCAGAGAGGAAGAUAAAGGGUUAUUUAGAUGUAUGACAGAACCAAACAGUUUUACAGAUGUUUCCUUAACAGUUCAAGGAUGUCAUUUGGUUCAGACACAGAUAGAUGAGGUGACUGGAUAUUUAGGAGAGUCUGUAGUUCUGCCCUGCUCCUGUACUGAACCACUGGCUAAACCUGACAAGAUUAAAUGGAAGUUUUAUAUAAAAAAGGAGAAUUAUGAAGAAAUUUAUCCAUCUGAACACAGUGAGAGGUACAAGAACAGAUGUAAACUUUUAAAUCAAACCAAUCCAGGAAAUCUCUCUCUACAGCUCUCAUCACUGACCAAAGAAGAUGUUGGAUACUAUCAAUGUUUUCUGUCAUCUGUGAAGUUUGCCCAGGUCAAACUGUAUGUUGAAGAGAAACCACAGGUCCAUAUAAUGUAUUCAUCAACAUAUCAACCUUUACAACAAACACAUGAGCUUACUCAACAACCAGAAAACAAAAUAACACAUCAAACACAUAACACAACUCUGUAUGUCUUUAUUUUAAUAGCAGCAUUUGCCUCAAUACUGAUAUUUCUGGUAUUUAACUCCUGUAGAGGCGAAGGAGAUAAACAUACGAAGGUAGAGAGUGAUGCUCCAGAACCAGCAAGAGAACCGGAAAAUGAGGAUGAAGCUGUAUUUUCUGGUGUAUUCUAUGUUAACCAGCAUUUGAAUAUUUAAAUAGCACAUGGAUUGUGAAUUUACCCAAUUUAUAAGGAA
Paramisgurnus dabryanus is the source of this 1183-nucleotide messenger RNA. RefSeq lists its product as uncharacterized. Gene Ontology annotation, biological process: cell surface receptor signaling pathway; immune response; negative regulation of T cell proliferation. The record is from RefSeq and is a predicted model, not a curated record. Lineage: Eukaryota; Metazoa; Chordata; Actinopteri; Cypriniformes; Cobitidae. Gene Ontology annotation, cellular component: external side of plasma membrane.